Molecule: messenger RNA, 354 nt
Organism: Talaromyces atroroseus
Lineage: Eukaryota; Fungi; Ascomycota; Eurotiomycetes; Eurotiales; Trichocomaceae
Exons: 3
Coding region: 1-354 (117 amino acids)
Cellular component (GO): fungal-type cell wall
Molecular function (GO): structural constituent of cell wall
Source: RefSeq, a predicted model, not a curated record
AUGAAGUUUGAGAUUGUAUCCGUCGUUGCUUUUGCCCUUUCUGUGGCUGCUUUCCCUCCUUCCCCUGGCAAAGCUCAGGGAAGCCUUUCUAUCACCGAAGCCAAGGCCAAAUGCCCUGGUGGUGAGAUCGCAUGUUGCCAGAACUACGAAGACAUCGAAGGCGAUGGUGUCCUCGGCAACUUGUUGGCCAAGGGUCUAUUGAACAACCUUCUCGGUGUUGGUGACUCUGCCUGCGCCAAGACUACCCUCAUUGACAACCUCAACAUUCUUGGCUUUACAACAGAAGACGAUAACGGCGUUACAUGUGUCAGCACUACUGCUUGCUGCAGUGGAGAUAGCUGUGUUGCUAUCUAA